AUGGGACCAAGCAUGCCAGCCAUGUCUGAUGCUUCGUUUGCGCUCACUGCCCAACUAUACAGGAAUGAAGCAAAAUCUUUGCAAACACAGCUGCAGUUUAAUAGAAAUGUUCCUGCAGUUCCAGAGAACUUGGCUCUCAGAUUCUCUAAUCCUUGUCCAAUUAUAAUAGAAAAAUUGAAGGUGUCCAGUGAUGAGAGAAAUCUAGCUGGAAGUGAGGCCCCCAGCAUAAGAAGCUCUGGCAUGUUUUCAGUGGUAUCUGAAGAGAGACUAAAGUUGGCUAUUCAGCUAGCUAAAAGGGACUUAAAGCGAAGACAUCUUGAAGAGCAGGUGAAAGAGGAAGUGUUUGGAGAUGCUGCCAAUAAACCAUUGGUGGCUCAAAAAUUACCACAGCAGAAGACUGAAGUAUUUGAAAGUCCAGAAAAUAAAAAUGCACUGUCUCAAAAGUCUCAUACUUACUCAAAAUACCAGCAGAAACUCAGUAAGCCUUCCAAAGUGGAGACUACCACCUCUGGUGCUAAAGUUUAUGUCUACACACCGAAUGAGGGAAAGCCAAUACCAGCUGUUUUGGACUGUCCACCCACCCAUGACAUGCAGCUGGACCCCAAGCGAAACAUAAGCAAACAAGAAGAUAAUAAUAUGCAGGAAGUUCGACGGCUGCAAAAGGAAUUGAGCAGCUGUGUCCAGAAAAUUGAAGAACUGGCUAAAAAAGGGAAAGAUAGAGAAAUAUUAGAUCCUGAUGAAGAGCAACGAGCUUGCACUAGGAGACAGAAGCAAGCUGCACGAUCAGCUCGGAUGCUGUAUGUACUCCAGCAACAGGUAAAAGAAAUUCAUGGUGAUCUAGAGAAACUGAGUCCUCAUAAAAUCAGACAUACUAAAAAGUCUCGAGCAGUAUCCAGAUUGGCAGCAGCACACAGAGGAGCUGUACGAGCCUUGCAGGCAUUUGCCAGCCACUUUACAGAGCAAACAGAGCAGCAGGUUCCUACAUACUACAAGGAACUGGGUAGUCUCAUUCGACAACUGUCUCUCUGUUCUGCCAAACUAGAAGGGGAUUCUUCCAUUUCUGACAUUAUCAUAGAUAUUUUGCUGCAAGUUGAGGAUCUGGAGUCACUGCUGGAAAAGAGACAAACACCCAAAAAAGUGAAGAAAUGCAUUUCAGUAUCUCAGGGCAAAUCUCCAAGGAACACUGAGACAUUUCCAGACCAAAAGCAGCUUACAUCUCCAAAACGAGAAAACAAACCUCUCUUCUUACAGAGACAGCAGGGACAAAAACUUAGUAAACCUCCAGCUGCCAAGAAUCUCUUGACUGCAGUUCGGAAGGCAAACAGUUGUGCUCAUGUAUUGCACGAUAAAUUCCGAGAAGAAAAGGUCCCACCUGCUCCAGAGAGAAGUGCCGCUUUACAAGGAGGUAUCGAGGCCCUGGUGAGAGGCAGAGCUGUCAAAAAAGAUCCCGUCCUUGAAAGUGGCCCUUUGAAGAAGAAGGGUGUGUUAUUAUCUGCAAAAUCACAGGGAAAGCUGAAAUCUCUAAAAUCAAGACGGGUGCAGCCUCAAGGAAAGCAUGCCCAAUUUCAAGAUACAAUGGUAGCUUUCCAGCUAAAAGAGAACAAACAACUUGUUAAGGAGCGCAAAAUACCCCACACGCCUCCAAACCCUGCACCUCCACCUGCUUCACCUCAGCGGUACGUUCCUAGACUAGCAUGGCUUGAAGCAGAAUCUUCAAGAAUAAUGAAGGCUCUAACUUACCUUAGUAUAGGAGAAAUGAAAAAAAAAGUACAGAAGUUAAGGUCACAAAGUGUUUCUCCAGCCCAGGAUGUGGACAAAGUUGAGAAGGCAAUCCAGGAGCACUCAGAACCUCUAUUAGAUAGGACACAGGUACUUGCAGCAAAUACAGAUAUUCUGAGUGAAAAGCUAUUGGAUGAUCUUUUGGAAGAUACUGCUCAGGAACGGGGGACUGUGAAGCAGUAUGAGAGACUCCAGACCGAGGCUCUGCCUGUGGCUGACACUCAUAGCCUAGAGUCAAUGUUGCAAAGAAUGGAAGAAAUUGAAAGAUACCAGGAGGCCGUACGCAGGAGAUUCACUCAGAUUGUAUACAGUGAUUCAGAGCUUUUGGCCCAGGAAGACAGAAUGAGACAACAAAUUGCAUCAACUAAAAGACCUACAUCUCCUCAUCCAAUUCAGAUAACCAAAUUAACUGGACACACGGAGCCAGAAAUGGACAUUUUAUUUGAAAAACUUUCUGAUGGCAUUGAUACUGAUGAAAACGAAGAAGCAGAGGAGAAAUUACAGAGUGGAAAUGACAUUCUGCAGUCCUUGACUCUGAAUUCUUCGCAGAAGGAAUGCUGUGUGUCUCUCUCUGUGCCACCACAUAUGCUCCAGAGCAUCUUGGAUUAUAACUGCAGAUACAAGCAUCACUUAAAGCUUAUUUCCCAUGAGGCAGUAGGCAGUUUUAAUCCAUGGCAGAUUGCUGAGAGUCUUGCAGAGCAGCUGACAGAAGAAGCACUAUGUGAUGUGGCAGCAGAGCUGCAGGAUGUCUGUGAGGAUUAUGCAGAAGCUGUGUUCACAUCAGAGUUUUUGCAGCCAGUGCAGUAA
Messenger RNA from Merops nubicus (carmine bee-eater), 2586 nucleotides. Its product is annotated as KIAA0753 ortholog. Gene Ontology annotation, cellular component: centriolar satellite. NCBI's taxonomy places the organism in Eukaryota, Metazoa, Chordata, Aves, Coraciiformes, Meropidae. The record is from RefSeq and is a predicted model, not a curated record. Gene Ontology annotation, biological process: protein localization to centrosome; centriole replication.